AUGGACCCCAGCCUCCCACCUCUCCUCCUCCCUGGCCAGAGCCCCAAAUGCUCCCUCCUCGUCCUACAGCAGGACUUCGCCGACACCGUCGGCGCCCCGCCGGCCACUGCCAACUACGCCCCACCACCCGACUGCCCAGCCCCCUGGUCCCGCGUCGUCCUCGAGCUCUCUGCCUCGGCGUCCGACCUCCAGAAGGACCGCAUCGCCGCCAUCUGGGUUGAUGGCGCCGAGAUCCUCCGCACCACCACCCCCUUCCCCAUGUCUCCCGGCGUCUUCUGGCGCGUCCGCAAGGACGUCACCCGCUACACCGCCCUCCUCCGCCGCACGUCCGCCGACGGCACCGGUGGCGGCAUUAUCUCGAUGAUGCUCGAGAACUCCAACGCCACCUACCCUGGCGUCUACUCCGUCAACGUCUCCCUCCACUUCUACCGCGGCGCGCUCUGCGACUCCGCUGCCACCCGGCCCGCCGAUGAGAUCAAAGAAGCCAAACUCGAAUCUGUCCUCGCCGCCCACCCGACCAUUAAAGGAAUCUACCGCAAGCCAGCCGACCUCAUCAUCCCGAUAUCCAAGUGCGACGGCCGGUCCGGCUUCUGGUUCCCGGUUCAGAACGAGACCGACAUCCAGUCCGCCACCGUUGUAGUGCCAAACAAUACGUACCGGGCCGUCCUCGAGGUCUACGUGUCUCACCACGGCGACGACGAGUACUGGUACGCGAACCCGCUCCGUUCCAACGGGCCACAGCGGGCGCGGGACGGGCUCGAGUCCUCCAAGGCCAACGGCGGGUUCCGCCAGGUGGUGGCGACCAUAGACGGGCGCUACGCAGGCUCGGCCGUGCCGUUCCCGGUCAUCUACCCGGGUUCGGUCAACCCCUUCUUUUGGGCCCCCGUGGCGGCCAUCGGCGCCUACGACCACCCCUCCUACGACCUCGACCUCACACCCUUCGUCGGCCAGCUCAUCGACGGCAAACCCCACAAGUUCGGCCUCACCGUCCGCGACAGCCAACCCUACUGGCUCGUCUCCGCUAACCUCCACCUCUGGCUCGACGCCUGGUCCGACUCGGUCGAGGGAGCUCUCGUCCGGUACAAAGUCCCGCCGCUCCGGCUAAGCCGGCAGGCCGACUGGAAGGAGACCGAAGGCAAAUCGGAGAUCGAAGGGCAGGUCAUCAUUCGAUUCUCCGGCUGGGUGAGCUCGUCCAAAGGCAAUAUCACCACCAGUGUGAGGCACAAAAUUAAGUUCAAGAGCCACAUAGAAGCGGAGGAGAAGGGGGAGGUGACGAAUGUGGAGAUGGAGAACAAGGCGAGAACUAACAUAAGGAUCGAGAGGGACGACGUAGUGAUCGGCCGAGUGCUGGUGGACACGGAGGCGCCAUUUAACAUGAUGACCAUGAGCUCGAACGGCGGCGGGGGGUCGAGGUUCCACAAGACCAAGCUGCACCACAUGCUCGAGGAGACGAGGAGCGUGGCGGAGAACAAGAUGGCCAGCUUCAGCACCAUUGCGGACCGGCAGGAAUCGGAGGGAUCGGUGUUGAUGCAGGAGGGGGUGGCCAUGUGGGGGAGUGGCGACACCAAGUCGACCUACAAGUUCAGGGAUGACAAGGCUUGUUAUCUGAGGACGGUGAAUAUGGUCGGGGGGAAGGUGAAGGAGGACGAGGAGACGGCGUCGUGCGGGGCCGUCGUUGCUUGGUAG
Molecule: messenger RNA, 1686 nt
Organism: Elaeis guineensis (African oil palm)
Lineage: Eukaryota; Viridiplantae; Streptophyta; Magnoliopsida; Arecales; Arecaceae
Product: peptide-N4-(N-acetyl-beta-glucosaminyl)asparagine amidase A
Source: RefSeq, a predicted model, not a curated record